This is a messenger RNA of Coturnix japonica (Japanese quail), 2883 nucleotides long. Lineage: Eukaryota; Metazoa; Chordata; Aves; Galliformes; Phasianidae. The record is from RefSeq and is a predicted model, not a curated record.
GGGAGGGACGCGACGCGAGGCGGGAGGCGGCGGGAGCUGCGGUGGGGCGCAGGACGUGGCGCCGGGCCCGGCCCGGAUUGGCGAAGGAAGGCGGGCCUGACCUUGCCUGAGGAAAGCUGAACUAAAAAGCCCCGUUUUGGCAGUCAUGGGUCUGUCUGCAUCCUCCCCAGCGGCCACAGCUCAGUCAGCAGCUGAGCCGGCCAAGCAGCCCCAGGCUGCCUCUCCACCUUCAGAAUGCCCCAUGCAUCGGGAGAAAAUGAGAGGUUGUCCAAUGCGCAUGAAGGCUUCUGAGCGUAGGGCUGAGAACACAGACGAUGUUCCUGCACAUCAGGAAAGAGCGUAUGAAUACGUAGCAUGUCCUGUGAAGUCUGGGGCAUCUCAAGUGAACGAUGACAUAGAUCCCAGCAAUAUGAUGCCUCCUCCUAAUCAGCUGCCAUCUCCAGAUCAACCAUUUCCAUUGUCAACUGUUAGAGAAGAAUCUUCCAUUCCGAGGGCACACUCUGACAAGAAAUGGGUCUAUCCUUCAGAGCAGAUGUUUUGGAAUGCAAUGCUAAGAAAAGGGUGGAGGUGGAAAGACGAUGACAUAACAAGUGAAGACAUGACUAACAUCAUUAAGAUUCACAAUCAAAAUAAUGAGCAAGCUUGGAAGGAGAUUUUGAAGUGGGAAGCUCUUCAUGCUACGGAAUGUCCCUGUGGACCGUCCCUGAUGCGGUUUGGAGGCAAAGCGAAGGAGUAUUCACCAAGAGCCAGAAUACGAUCAUGGAUGGGAUACGAACUUCCCUUUGACAGACAUGACUGGAUUGUUGACCGAUGUGGAAAAGAAGUGCGAUACGUUAUCGAUUACUAUGACGGUGGUGCAGUAGAUAAGAACUACCAGUUCACUAUCCUGGAUGUUCGUCCUGCGUUUGAUUCUCUGUCAGCUGUGUGGGACAGAAUGAAGGUAGCUUGGUGGCGUUGGACUUCUUAAUUACUCCUGUUAUGUGUGAUCAAAAAGAACAACCACUUCCCUCUGAGGUUUGAGAAUAUGUGGACAGUAGGACGUGAGAUAGAAGUUCAGUGGAACUGUGUUUAUUUUUGUCACCACUGUUCUUUGUGGGGGCAUGACAAGGAUGAAGAAAUGCAUUGUUAAGUAUACCAGUGCUUUAUGAUGCUAUAAAUUAUAUAAUAAAAGUACAGAAACAAAAACACUUAAUUUUCUUAAGAUGUGGGAAAUCUUUUAUUUUGUUACAAGUCUUGCCUAAGAUUUCCUUCUUUCCUUUCAUGCCUGUGGUGCUGUACCAAAUACAUGAGGUUUCUGGUUCUGACUGUGGUUUUGAGUAUUACUUAAAAAAUAGCAAAAACUGGAAGUUUCAUGAAUGGUUGCCCUUAGUUACAGUAUUAGCGUACUCAGAUAAUAGAGCAUGAAAGUUGUGGACUGUUACGAAUUGCAUGUUUUACUACGUAUUGAAAACUACAAGCUUGUUUUUACAUUGGCACUUUACCUGUUCAAAUACAUCUCCUCAGAAAAAUCUAUUCUGUUAAAGAAGUGCGAGUAUUACAGUGUGAGUGUUUCUAGAAGCUUUCAGUUGAAUAUAUAGAGAGUAUACUUACGCCUUAAUUUGCUGUUUAUCUUUGAACAGAACAGCUGAUUGUUAGAGGCAGGAAAUGAGUGUAUUGGUUUGGUUGCUCUUAAAACAACAUUUCUCAAAGGAGAUAAGGUUGAUCUCUAAUGAGUAUUUAUUUAAUCAUUUAAGUAGUUUGUUUUCUGACGUAAGAAAGUUGUAUUCUUUUUGGUGCACUUGUGUGUAUCCAAAAUGUGAGUCAACAUUUUGCAAGUAAGCAGGGUUGAGUUGAGUGUUUUCUGAGAGUGAUGCUUGUUAAUGCAGUGUGAUGUUUGUACCUAAUGAGGAAAAUGAAACUACUUUCUGUUUCUUUUUUUUAAAGUCUUCCACUGUAAUAACUAUAAAUUUGCAUGGCUUGGUAAAUUUCAGUUGCCGCAUACUUGAAAUUACGUUACUCCUCCCUUUGAGCAUACAGUACUGUUGAGGGUAAGACCUCCAUGCAAAAGACUCGGGAACUGAAAUAACCAAAUACUGCAUUGUAGUUUCUUAAGCCAGAGUUUCUUCUUGUAAUUUGGAAGUUUGAACUGGCAACCAGCUGUACCUUAAUUUUCUGAAAGUGCUUAUUGUUCACUGAUAACAGAAGCUUUUUUCUUUCUCCCAAGGGGAGAACACCUCACUGCGUCAGUAAAGUAACUCUUCUCAUUUAGGAAAAUAAUCAGGGAAGCUUCCAUAUUUCAUGGUACUAAUGGAGACUAAUGACUCCCACUUCACAGGCAACUAUCUGUGGGGUCAGAAUAAAACUUACCCAGAAGUCCAGAAUUCUAAGAAAUAACUCCUACUUUUAUCUUUUUCCAGUUUCCCUAUUACUUUUCCCCUUUUUUUCAGAAGUUUGUGUGUGUGUUAAUAAAAACAGUUUAAAGCAAGAAACCUCAAGCCUCAGUCUGAAUAGGCAGUAUAUAUGCAAGAUACAAGAAGUGUGUGACCUUCUAUGAAGCACUGUAUCUGACAGUGAAAGAGCUGCUCCUUUCAGUUCUGACAGAAAAGACAGAAGAUUUUUGAGGUCAGCUUUUUGAGUUUUAUGUACGCAUUUGGUAACUUGAUCUACGCACAAUGGAGUGAGCAUUUUGGUAGCUUCAAAAUGGCAAGUCUGCACUGUUGGUUUUGGACACAACGUUAAGUGUGUUAUGAAAACUGUAAUUGCUACUAAAUCUGAUGGAUGUUUCAUGCUGCUUCAUGAGUUUGCUAUCUUCUGUUUCAUCUUUCCUAGCAUCAGAGUUGUUCUUCUCCAUGCUGCUUUGUCAUUCAAACCAAAAGGAGAAUCAAAUAAAUAUACUUUUCUUAA